Molecule: messenger RNA, 1425 nt
Organism: Lodderomyces oxycetoniae
Lineage: Eukaryota; Fungi; Ascomycota; Pichiomycetes; Serinales; Debaryomycetaceae
Gene: MIT1
Product: mannosylinositol phosphorylceramide synthase catalytic subunit
Exons: 2
Coding region: 1-1425 (474 amino acids)
Biological process (GO): mannosyl-inositol phosphorylceramide biosynthetic process
Molecular function (GO): mannosyltransferase activity
Source: RefSeq, a predicted model, not a curated record
AUGCGACUCUGUAUAAUUGAUGCCUUGAUGGACUUUGAAUUAAAUCCUCCAGAAAAUGAUGGCCUCGCAAAUAAAUCUGCAUUGAUCCCAAAAAUCAUUCAUCAAACUUACAAGUCAGACAAGAUUCCUGAAAUUUGGAAAGCAGGCCAACAAGCUUGCAUCGAUCUACAUGAGGGUUAUCAGUAUAUUCUUUGGACCGACGAAAUGGCUAGAGAGUUUAUCAGUGAAGAGUUUCCUUGGUUUUUAAAGACGUGGGAUAAUUACCGAUAUAACAUUCAAAGAGCUGAUGCUAUACGGUAUUUUGCAUUAUAUCACUAUGGUGGAAUAUACAUUGAUUUAGAUGAUGGGUGCGAACGAAGACUAGAUCCAUUGUUGACAGUUUCUGCAUUUGUUAGAAAAACUAUGCCAACAGGUAUUUCAAAUGAUGUUAUGGGAAGUGUACCUAACCACCCUUUCUUUUUGAAAGUCAUUGAAUCAUUGGAAAAAUACCAACGAAGUUGGUUAGUGCCUUACAUCACAAUUAUGAUUUCGACGGGACCUUUAUUUCUUUCAGUUAUUUGGAAACAAUACAAGAGAUGGGGUGUACCUGAAGCAGGUAAAAUUCGGAUUCUUAUGCCUGAAAAUUAUAAAGGAUACAAGUAUUCAUUUUUCGCUAUAGCUCCUGGGUCUUCGUGGCAUAUGAGUGAUGCAAAUUUCAUCAAAAGUUUAGCUAAUCAUUUAGUUUUGGCUAUUAUUGGUGGUUUUCUUAUUGCACUUGCCAUAUUGGCAUUGGAAUAUUUAUUUUACUCAUUUAUCAUUUCAGCGUUUUUUAAGAAAUUAACUGGCAGAAUUGCAAACUUUUUUAUGUGGAUCAUAACGGGAAUAUUGAGGUUUUUCAAUUUGGAUAAAUUUAUAGAAUCAAACCAAACAAUGAGGCAGUAUAGAUUGCUCAAUGAACCUGGGUUGACCAAUACAACAAUAGAAAAGAAUUUAGAACAAGGAGAUGUUAGUGGUGGCGAGAAUGAUAACGAAAACAAUAACGAUGAUGAUGAUAACGAUGUUGAAGAAUCACUUGGAGGAACUAUAGAUAACAAGAAGAAAAGACGAAAAACAGCAGGAUCAAAGACAACAAAAAUGAAGGGCAUAAAUAUAAUGCAAUAUUUGAAGAAAAAUCCAACUAUUAAGAGACGCAGUCGUAAAGACUCAAAUCUUCCAUUUGAUAUAGAAAUGAUGGAAAAAUUGAUAGCACAAGAUAAUCUGGUUGUAGUGGCAGAUAAAGAUUCUAAUAAAGAAUUGUUUACAAGUGAAUGUUUCCAAGUAUCUUCGGGUGAUGAUGCUUCUUGUUCAGACCGAAGUAUUAAUGCUGAAGCUGACGUUGCUGCUGAAGAUGCCGAUAUUCUGACAAAUGAUGAAUUUAAUGAUGAGUAUAAUGAUAAUAUUGUAUAA